Molecule: messenger RNA, 1158 nt
Organism: Fomitiporia mediterranea MF3/22
Lineage: Eukaryota; Fungi; Basidiomycota; Agaricomycetes; Hymenochaetales; Hymenochaetaceae
Product: alpha/beta-hydrolase
Exons: 9
Coding region: 1-1158 (385 amino acids)
Molecular function (GO): hydrolase activity
Source: RefSeq, a predicted model, not a curated record
AUGCUAGUCCGGCUUUCUUGGUUGCUUCAGUUGUUCACGCUCGUCACUUUUGCUCGUGCCUCAUCCGGCUCUUCACAAGCUAGUACUCCCGGUGUCAUCGCCUUCCACCCGGCCUCUUUCCCUAAAAAUACCGCAAGAUGCAAGGCCACAAAUAGGAAGGAAAAUACAACUAAAGACAUUGAAAUAAGAUAUGUAGAAAUAAACCCACAUACUGAGAGGACUAUCAUUAUGGUCCACGGCUGGCCAGGACUCUGGACGAAUUGGGCACAUCAAAUUCGUGAACUCCAGAAUGACUAUCAUAUAAUCGCACCAGAUCAUCGUGGAUUCGGCACAUCUUCGCACCCAGGAGACGUUGAGUCGUCUGGAACGAUGGCCGAUCUUGUCGGUGACCUUGUAUGUGUACUCGAGGACGCGAAUGUGGAUAGUGCGAUCUGUCUAGGACAUGACUGGGGUGCACAAGUAUGCUGGGAAGCUGCGAGAAUGCGUCCAGAGGUCAUCGAAGCCGUCGCAGCGGCAGUCGUUCCCUAUAUCCAUGCUGCUGGCCCAUUUACACCAACCUCUGCACUCGUCGAACAACUCCCUCGUCUAGCAUAUCAACUUUACUUCCAAGAUAAAACAGAUGCAGCUGUAAAAGAGCUGGACAAGGAUGUUCGGAGGACACUCAGAGCUGUAUAUCGAAGCGUCGACAGCCCUCCCCCUGAGAAGUUCUUGACAUCUACCGAUUAUUUCUUGGAAGAUUAUGGUGAUGAGAUUGAGCCAAUACCGUUCAUGACGGAUGAAGAAGAGGACUACCUCGUUCAACAGUAUUCGAUUCAAGGAUUCAAGAACACUCUGCAAUUUUACACAUAUGGUAAUCGCUACGCUGCAUGGAAAUUCGCACACUUCCAAAGGAACUAUACCUUACCUCAACCAGCUCUUGCCAUCUAUCCCACUCUUGACCCCGUAGCAGACUGGAAAACUGUCGAGAAACUCUUACAUUCUGAUCAGUUCAUUCCAAAGUUAGCAGUAGAGACGUUACCCGCAGCACAUUGGGUACAACUUGAGAAACCCGUCGAGUUUAAUGCGAUUUUACGAAAGUGGCUUUCUACGCUGCCUCCCCGUCCCCCUCGCGAGAAGAAGUGGAGGGGAGAGGGGAAGCACCUCAGUGACGAGCUUUGA